CUAACCUUACGUAAGGCCAGCUCGAGUAAGCUGGGGGAAAGGAAAAGACAACACUCAUAAACACUAGGCACACUCCUAAUAGCGCCUAUGGUCUUCCUCUUUUAUGUCUUUCUCUUUUCUCUUGCAAUUAUCUUCUCGUUUCUGGAAUCCAGAAAUCAUUUUUACAUGAGUUCACCUGAAGAUUCUGAAAUGAGCAACCCUGAAGAUUCUGAAAUGAGUGCCUCUGACGAUUCUGAAAUGAGUCCAUCUGAAGAUUCUAACUUCAGUACCAAUGGAAGCGCCAAAGUGAUGUGCUUUUGUAGCCUUCCUGCUGAAAUGCGAGUGUCUCAUACACCCGGAAAUCCUUUCCGAUUAUUCUAUAAUUGCCAAAAGAGGUUUACUCAAUGUGAAUUUCUUCAGUGGGUUGAUGAGCCAGAUUUAACUGGUGAUAGACAUGUCGAUGAGCUAAAUCUCAUCCGCAAUUAGUGCAUUAGACUACAAGAAAAACUGGGUGACAUCGAACGGCAACAAAAUAGUGAUAGGGAUGCCUGAUAAAGGGAGAAAUCUGAGCUCAUGUUAAAGUUUUCUACUGUUCAAAGUGAACUGAAUGAGAUUAAAAAAAGAAUUAAAUUUGCGAUUGAGUCAGAUCUUAUGCCCCCUAUUGAUAAAUUAUGGAGUGCGAAUGAUGAAGGAGAUAAUGCUAUAGAGAUCCAUACUGUAUAGGCAGUAAAAUCAAAUAUCUGGUGGAUGUACAGUUUCCUUCUUCUCUCCUGAGUUUUGAGUUGUUUUUAUCUGGUUAAUAUCUUUCAUGUAAUUAAAGCUUCUAAAUAGUAUGCCUUCGGGUUUCAGUGAGGUAGGUAUACAAAGUAUUGAGAACAGUCUUGGGUUCAGCUCUCCCUCUUCUAUCUCUCUGAACCUUGCUACAGCAGGCUUGCUGAAGUGAACUUUACUAAUUGCACCAUGGCUUCCCCUUGCAUUA
Ricinus communis (castor bean) is the source of this 958-nucleotide messenger RNA. RefSeq lists its product as uncharacterized. The coding region runs from base 88 to 465 and encodes 125 amino acids. Gene Ontology annotation, molecular function: zinc ion binding. The transcript has 3 exons. The record is from RefSeq and is a predicted model, not a curated record. NCBI's taxonomy places the organism in Eukaryota, Viridiplantae, Streptophyta, Magnoliopsida, Malpighiales, Euphorbiaceae.